UACCUUUCCUGUCAAUUUGGGCCACGUCCCACCACUCUCGUAGCCCUCGAUUUCUGGAGAGAGAGAGAGUGUGCGUUUUUUUUUUGGCCGUUUUCCAAACAGUGCAUUUCCAGAUUCUUUCUUGUUUUGAAACUUAACAUAGUAUCACCCACAUAAUCGUUUACAAUUCAUCUCUCUCUCUCUCUCUCUCUCUCUGAGAAUUUAACAAUGGAAGGUGCACUUUUCUCUCUCUUUAUCUCUCCAUGAAUCCCACCUUGCUUUGCUUGCCACCCAUCUUGCUCCCAAACCAAGUAAAGAAGCCAAGAAAAGAGAGCAAAAAAAAAGUGGAAAUCAUUCAAACCCAGUUCGCCAUGAGUGUUGUUUUGCUUCUACACCACACCUCUCCACUGUUUCUCUCUCAUCUUCUUCUCUGAAUCUCUCUCUCCAACCCACAUGCCCAAAUCUACUUCUAACCCCCAAAUGUCCAAAAACCCAUCUCAAGAAUUGGCAACAAUGCCUACUUACUUCGAUUACUUCAAGAAAUUCAAGAAAUUUAAACUCUUUGAGCCCUCUGUGGGCAUAUUGGGCUUCUUUCUUGUUACAGUCUGCAUCAUAUGUUGUUUCUUUUACUUGGAUUAUAGAGCUGUGGCGAAAGGGUUUAGGAUUUCAGGAAAUUCUGAUAGGUUUUUUAGGUUGAAAUUUGGUGAGAAUGGUCACGAGGACAAAAAGGUUGAGUUUUUGGCUGAGAAGGGUGGCGGGUGUGACGUGUUUGAUGGUGAUUGGGUGUGGGAUGAGACUUAUCCGCUGUACCAAUCAAGGGAUUGUAGGUUCAUGGAUGAUGGGUUUAGGUGUUCUGAGAAUGGACGGCCUGAUUUGUUCUACACCAAGUGGCGUUGGCAGCCCAAAGAUUGCAACUUGCCCAGAUUUGACCCAAAAGUGAUGUUGGAGAAAUUGCGAAACAAGCGGGUAGUAUUUGUUGGAGACUCAAUUGGAAGAAACCAAUGGGAGUCCCUCCUAUGCAUGCUUUCUUCUGCAGUUCCAAAUAAAGACUCCAUAUAUGAAGUGAAUGGCAGCCCGAUCACGAAUCACAAAGGGUUCUUAUUGUUCAAGUUUGCGGAUUAUAACUGCACCGUGGAGUACUAUAGGGCUCCAUUUCUUGUACUUCAGAGCAGACCUCCUACUGGAUCUCCACGAAAAAUAAAAACUACCUUGAAACUGGAUCAAAUGGAUUGGAGCUCUACAAAGUGGAGAGAUGCAGAUGUGCUGGUUUUCAACACAGGACAUUGGUGGAAUUUUGAGAAGACCUUAAGAGGGGGUUGUUACUUCCAAGAAGGUGCAAAGGUGAAGAUGGAGAUGGAAGUUGACACUGCAUACAUCAAGUCCUUGGAUACUGUGCUAGAUUGGAUACAUCGUGAAGUGAAUACAAGCAAGACCCAGGUUUUCUUCCGCACAUACGCCCCUGUGCAUUUCAGAGGUGGCGAUUGGAGGACCGGGGGAAGCUGCCACAUGGAAACACUCCCAGAGCUGGGCUCCUCAUUGGUGCCACCCCAAACGUGGGCCCAAUACAACAUACUCGGUAACGUUUUAUCAUCUCACUCAAAUGCAUCGAAGUUAGGGACAGUGGACGUAUUGAACGUAACCGUCAUGACUUCGCAAAGGAAAGAUGGGCAUUCAUCUCUAUAUUAUCUGGGUCCGAAGGGAGGACCCGCGCCUCUGCAUAGGCAGGACUGCAGCCAUUGGUGUCUUCCUGGAGUCCCUGAUACUUGGAAUGAGCUUCUUUAUGCUUUGUUCUUAAAACGUGAGGAUAGUCGGAAGCUGAAUUCAUCUGCAUUGCAAGCACUAGUAUGAUUAGUGAAGAGAAUCGUAUUCGAGCUUUUCACCAGUGUAAACAGUACAUAAAUGGAAAGGAGAGCAGGAAACUCUUUAUCUUUUUCGAAGUUUAGCCGAUGGGUUUUGGCUUUUUUGAUCAAAGAAGAAGUCCAGUUUUAUGGGCAAACCGGUGGAGAGGGAGUUUUGGUAUAGAAUAUUCUUUAGAAUAAGAACACAAAGGUUUUGUUUUUUUUGGAUUGUACCAAAUAACAAUUACAUGGUGCUAAAUGUGCUUUGCCAUAAUUAAGGCUAGGAGCAAAUUUUGUUUGUAUAAUUAAGGUUUACCAGUGGAAAAUGUAAUGCUUAUGGUACUUCAAAGUUGUAUGCUAUGCAAGUUCCAUUUAAGCAAAGCACCCCAUAUUGAGCUA
Molecule: messenger RNA, 2216 nt
Organism: Rhododendron vialii
Lineage: Eukaryota; Viridiplantae; Streptophyta; Magnoliopsida; Ericales; Ericaceae
Product: protein trichome birefringence-like 10
Exons: 4
Coding region: 433-1827 (464 amino acids)
Cellular component (GO): Golgi apparatus
Molecular function (GO): O-acetyltransferase activity
Source: RefSeq, a predicted model, not a curated record